AUGGCCAGUGUCAAGAGGACUCGUCGUAGCUCUGUGAUUGCCCUGCAGGAUUCAACGGACCCAGAUACCAGCCUGUGCCAUAAGUUGGUGUGGAGUCCUGCACCAGAUGAGACSUUCCGUCUACUGAAGGGGUGUUUUACAUCAGCCCCGUUGCUGAAACACCCAGAUCCUACGCUUCCCUUUGUGGUGGAGGUGGAUGCCUCAAAAGGGGGCAUGGGGGCCGUCCUGACCCAACACCAAGGUUCAAAGUACAUCAAAGCCAAUGCCCUAUCCCGUCUCCACGAUUCAGGAAAGGUUCCUGUCCUGAGUGCACRCAUCAUUCCGCCCUCCAGAAUCAUMGCCCCCGUGCUUUGGGACYUAGACGUGGACAUCUGCCAGGCUCUGGAGAGGGAACCCGCYCCUGCUACCUGCCCUCCUGCGUGCAUCUACGUCCCCACGGAGGUUGCUGAGGCACUGUUCCAGCAGGACUUCUGGCACUAUGGCCUUCUGAAAGACAUCGUCUCCGACCGUGGCCCCCAAUUCACGUCUCGGGUAUGGAGAGCUUUCUUGGAGAAGCUGGGGGCCAUGGCCAGCCUCACAUCUGGAUGCCGGCCUCAGCCCAAAGGGCAGGUYGAGAGGACCAACCAGGAGCUGGGAAGGUUCCUUCAGUCAUCGUCACCGCAGUGAGGCUGCCGUGUUCCAUUCUGGUGAUCGCAUCUGGCUCUCCACCAGGAACCUCCUACUCCGCCUGCCCUGACGGGAACUGAGCCCCCGGUUUGUGGGGCCCUUCAAGGUCCUCCGGAGGGUCAAUGAAGUAACAUAUCGAUUAAAACUCCCCAUCAACUACUGGAUAUCACCCUCUUUUCAUGUUUCCCUCCUCAGGCCGGUGGUUCCUGGUCCCCUGGACAUCGAUGGGACACCUGCCUAUGCCGUCAGGUCCCACCAGGAGCGCUGUUGGGUCCCGGUGGCCGACAUCCUGGACCCCAACAURGUCRGUGAUUUCCGGACCGGCCUGUUCCUCACCCUCGGGGCCAUCKCCCUGGCCGGCGUCGUCCUGCGGCUCGAUCCGCGAGUCGGAGGGGUACUGUCACGCCUACUCCCGCUCCCCCGCUCAACGUUGCCGGUCUAUUAACCACCGGUCCUGGCAAUCAUCAUUACACACACCUGCUCCCCAUCGUUACGCACACCAGGAUCUCA
This is a messenger RNA of Salvelinus sp. IW2-2015, 1176 nucleotides long. The record is from RefSeq and is a predicted model, not a curated record. NCBI's taxonomy places the organism in Eukaryota, Metazoa, Chordata, Actinopteri, Salmoniformes, Salmonidae.